Messenger RNA from Octopus bimaculoides (California two-spot octopus), 753 nucleotides. RefSeq names its product ATPase inhibitor mai-2, mitochondrial. The record is from RefSeq and is a predicted model, not a curated record. Gene Ontology annotation, cellular component: mitochondrion. Gene Ontology annotation, biological process: negative regulation of ATP-dependent activity. NCBI's taxonomy places the organism in Eukaryota, Metazoa, Mollusca, Cephalopoda, Octopoda, Octopodidae. Gene Ontology annotation, molecular function: ATPase inhibitor activity.
AUUAUUUCGAGGUCAAAUUACUACGUUUCCGCUAUAAUUCUUUUUUCACCUCAGUUUAUGCGUCAUAUUGUGCAGACGAAGUAACUUCGCAUAACUUCUUGACCUUGCUCGAAUACAGCAUUCUUAUGCAUUUCUUAAGUGUGAAUCCAGGUUAUCUUUGGUCGUAAUUCGGAAGAUAAGACCUACAGUUUUAGGUAGCAAUGUACACUGCCACUAACGUAACAGAAUGAUGUGCAAACCGAAUGCACCUGUUUAAAUACUCUGCUAUUGGGCUUCAGUUGUAUGUUUUGGAUCGUUUCGAGUUCAGGUUCUCGAAUUUAUUUGGAACAUCUAAACUGCGUAAUGGAUGAAAGAGGAAUCAAUGGUCUGUCAGAAUGUGUGCGUUACUCAUCUGAACUUGGAUCAGGUUCAGGGAAGGGUGGUGGUUCUGGAGGCUCCAUAAGAGAGGCCGGAGGUGCUUUCGGUAAAAUGGAAGCUGCUCGAGAAGAAGAAUUUUUUAAACGAUUGGAAAAACAGCAGCUUGCUAUGCUGAAGAAACAAAUACAUGAAGACAUUGACUUUCAUGAGAGCCAAAUUAAGAUACAUGAGGAAGCAAUUAAACGGCAUAAGAAGAAAAUCAAAGGCAUGAAAUCUGAUUCUGACUAAAGAGACGUUUGUUAUAAAAUUAGCAGAUAUGAAUAUUUAGUGAUAGGUAUGUUUUGCCAAGUUUGCCUCUGUUGCCUGGUUCAAUUAAAUAUCUACUGAAUAACAAAA